CACGAGGUGAUAUAAGGCGUUAGUUAUGCUGCCCGCAAUUAACGGCGUUGUCUUUUGUGUCACACAAUAUAAUAUGACCAGUAGCUCGGGGCCAUCUGGCAUUGCAAGACGGAACCAUUGUAUCUCAAUCCCGCUAUCUUAUUCGACCUGAACAUCUUUUUCUCGAACUCUUGGUUUAGCGGCCUUCCAUCUUUCAACAUUGAAAGAGAAAACACAGUCAACGCAGCAUCAUGGGAUUCCGCAGAAACGGCAUAUCGAAGCCAUUUACCGAUAUAUUCACUAGCGAUAGUGACAUUGAUCGUCGAAAUUUAUCACGUACUGUACCCAUGAGAGUCCUAUGUCUAGGAAUGGGAAGAACGGGCACAGCAUCACUUCGUUCGGCCUUGAAACAGCUGGGGUUCGAGGAUACAUAUCAUAUGAUGAGCGCCAGCGUCGAGAAUCCCCCCGAUUGCUUGUUGUGGAGCGAAGCUCUUGCGGCCAAAUAUGACGAUACUGGACGCGCUUUUGGAAAAGACAAGUGGGAUGCUUUGUUGGGGCACUGUCAAGCUGUAUGUGACUGGCCCGCGGCUUCGUUCGCGGGUGAGCUGGUCGCGGCAUACCCAGAUGCGAAGGUUGUCCUCACGACGCGAGAUGUCGAGACUUGGUUCAAGUCCACAAAAGCCACUGUUAACUGGCGCGCCAACGACCGCUUCCUCAAGGCCUUGUCCUACGUCGAUUGGGCUUCAUCGAUGUACUACCCAAUGCUUCGGAAAUACUGGGACUCGGUCUUCAUGGGCGAUUUUGAUAAGAACGCCAGGGAUGUUUUUCUGUCUCAUAACGAGCGAGUCAGGAGUCUCGUGCCCCCCGAUAGACUCCUUGAAUUCCGCAUGAGUGACGGUUGGGAGCCACUUUGCAAGUUUCUUGAAUGCCCCAUUCCUGCAGGACCGUUCCCACAUGUCAACGAGGGGGAUUCAUUUAUCAAGCGCGUUAGGCGGCGGAAUUAUCUCCAGAUUGGCAGUGGCAGUGGCGGUGGUGGCAGUGCCUUCUAG
This is a messenger RNA of Colletotrichum navitas, 1028 nucleotides long. RefSeq names its product P-loop containing nucleoside triphosphate hydrolase protein. The record is from RefSeq and is a predicted model, not a curated record. The transcript is spliced from 3 exons. Bases 231 to 1028 code for a protein of 265 amino acids. NCBI's taxonomy places the organism in Eukaryota, Fungi, Ascomycota, Sordariomycetes, Glomerellales, Glomerellaceae.